AGAUAUCCCCAUUAACUAUAGUUCUGUAACAGGGUAUUACUUUUGAGUGAGAUGAUGAUGAUAAUAAUGAUAAUAAUAAUAAAAUUACCCUUUACGCUCGUACUGCGGUAUUUUGGCAUAGUGACAUUUCUCACUCGGAAGGUAAAUUUUCGAAAGAAUCGCCAGCUAUCGACCCGAGCGGACACAUUUCCCCCAAGCCACAGGCGAAGCGAGGAAGAACAGGACCCCCCCAGCAUAAUAACCCACCCCCGUUCGUUCUAUCCCCCCGACGGAAAUGGCCCGAAAGGAGAGGCCGAAGGGGAGGAGCUGAACAGAGAGAGAGAGAAAGAGGAAAAAAAGAGAGUAAAAAAAAAAAAAAAAAAUUAAAUACCUCCCCCUUCUUUCCCUUCCCCCCUAAAUCGGGCUGAGAAAUGCGCGUGUUGGUCUCGGGGCUCGGGAGGCACAGUCCGUCACUCGCCGAGGGAGGGAAAUGCUGCAGGCUGGAGGCUUCUCGUGCUGAUACGAAGCUCGCCACUGCUCUCGUGGCUGGUGGUGUUGUAGAGUUGUCGGAGCAGCCAUGACUCCCUUCGAUGACUUCGUUUACCUUGUCAAUUCCAUCUUGCUUGGCGAGGAACCAACAAUCGAGGACUUCAUCUUGUUAAUUGGGACCUUUGUUGCAUUCAUUGCAUUCAUUCUGUGGUGCUGCUUCCCCAUUGUGCCAAAGGAGUCAAACCCUCCAGCACAGUAUGAUACUCAGUAUACCAAGUACAAGAAGUCGGAUUCUCCUUAUGAUGAGAAGAUGUGAAAAGGAACUGCUGCCGUGGGACACCGGUGAAAGGUGAAGUUUUCUAGAGAUUCCCAGCUCUGUGCAUGGAACCUACUUGCAUCCAUGCAUUGCAGAUGAAGAAGGGAAAAAGCCAGUGGGAAAUGGCACCUUACAAGAUGGAUCUGGGUGUGUUUCAAGCCCGAAUAUGGUUUAUUAGGGAUGAUGCUAAGUCCCAGAUGGACCACAGAGUCCUCACAUACAAGCUUGAUAAUGGCUAGGAAGGUUGAAAUUGGAACUCUGCUUUAUAUAUUAAAGGGUGAGUUAGUUCUCCCUGAUCUCAUUGUUGAUUUUUGUUCCGUAAUUCUUGACUUCUGAUCCAGCCACUUAUCUUAGGGUUUUGUGAUUCUCCGCAGAAGGCUGCAGAUUAUUUAGGCGGCAGAUGUGGAGGAUCACUAAGAAAGAGCAUUGGAUCAGUAUUAUUGGGCUUCAAACUUAAUGAAUGUGUCCUGAGCUUGAAUUUGUAUGUAUGUAUAUGUAAUAUAUAUGUGUGUAUAUAUAUAUAU
Messenger RNA from Penaeus monodon (black tiger shrimp), 1308 nucleotides. RefSeq lists its product as uncharacterized. Bases 557 to 784 code for a protein of 75 amino acids. The record is from RefSeq and is a predicted model, not a curated record. The transcript is spliced from 3 exons. Lineage: Eukaryota; Metazoa; Arthropoda; Malacostraca; Decapoda; Penaeidae.